CGUCGCCAGUCAAUUGUUGACGCGACGCGCCGCCGACGUUUGUCGUGUCCGUUAAACGCGUACCGAUGCCGAAAAUGCGGUCCGGUUCAUUAUCAAUAAUUAUCACACAAUGUGCGCAAUAGGAGUACGUCUUUUCGACCAUGAUUUUUUAUUGUUUGAAUAUUUUGUUUUAACCAAUGCGUGGUGAUUUUCACGCUCGUGAAUGUUUUUACAUUUAUACGUUGUACGCCGCCGUUGUAUCGUAUUUGCUUGUUUUUUUAAAUACGUUUUUUUUUUUUUUUAUUCGGUUACAUUUUUUUUUUUUUAAAUUUAACGUGCGCACGUUGUCGUAUCGAAACAACAUAACCGCCGUUGUAAAACCUAUUAAGUGUUCGUCGUGUUUCGGUGCGAAGUAUUUGUUGUCUCCGUAUUCUCGUGCGAGUGACGGUUAUGCGCUACGACCAACUAUGAGUUCGCCAAAGCCGUCUGACAGGAAAUCGGGUAGGAAACAGUCGUUUUCGCACCAGCGCUCGUCCAACGAGGACAUCUACCAGCAGGACGAGUAUGAUACUCCGAAUCAAAUACUUGAUCGCGUGAAAUGUGACCACGUAACUGUAACAAAACCAGAAGAAGAUCGGCGAAGAAGAACCAUAAUUGUUGAAAAAAAAAAUGGAAGUUACGGCUUUAUGCUUCAGAGUUAUGGUAUUCAUUAUAAAAAAGAGCAAGAGAUUGAAAUGAUAACAUAUGUAGACCAUGUCGAUUAUGAUGGACCAGCAUAUAGAGCCGGAAUGAGAGAAGGCGAUGUAAUAUUGUCGAUAAAUGGCGUUGACAUGGAAAAGGCUGACCAUAAAGCAUUAGUUAAUUUUAUAAAAAGCUGUGAUUCACGAAUGAGAAUGGUAGUAUUAUUCGAAGACUGUGUGCGAAAAGUCGACUUACAUAUGAGAUAUAUUCAGCUACAACGUACUCUUCAAGCCAAAGUCGAAGAACUUGAAAAAGUCGAAAUCAAAGAGAGAGAACUCAUGGAAGGAAAAUGGAAAACACAUAGUUUACCCGCAAGAAAAAAGUCUAGUCAUUCUUCCAAGGACACUGCCAAUCAAAAAAUAUUGACUGAAAACGGUGAAAGUUCUAUGUCUAGACCUACGUUAUCCACUGAAGACGUAGCUAAAGUUCAGCAAAUUUAUGUUCCCAAACAAAACUUCAUGCUGGCAUACCGACCACACCACUUCAUUGACCAGCACGGACGUUCCUAUUACUUACAUCAGCCUACUACUGCCAUAAUCAAUGGAGAUUCAAGUUAUGUCGGUUGGCAUAGCAACAAUCCGAAUUACAACAAAAAGUACGAGCAACAAGAAAACUGGGCUCCACCGGCGGAUCAACCGGUCCAGCAGAGGAGACGAUCGCAUUACGUGGUCGAAGUCAGCCGUCGGUGCAGCACAUCGUCGGACGGGCCGAAUCGUUCGCAGCAGCAGCAGCAGCCAACUGCGCAGCACUGCAAACAGCACAACUUCACGUGCAGAGCGUCGCAGAGGUCUUCAUCACAAGGCGAUAAUUGUCCGCGAUGGGGUUGCAUACGCACCGGUGGCGGCGCUUCAGGUCGUCGGCGGAACUGCGGCGACGAAGCGGACGUCGACGACGACGACGACGACGACGACGACGACAACGGGGGCGGCGUCGACGACGACGAGAUCAGCCUGGAGGCGUACGAUCUGGCCGCGAACGGCGGCGCGGCUUGUUGCCCGGGCUCGCAGUGCGUUCCCACCAGGAGACACCGGCGGCGUAGGCGCAAGUCGACACACGGCGGCUGCGUCGGCGGCGGCCGCGACAAAAGCCCAGAGUGCAAGUCGGAGACCUCGUUUUGCCGGAAGGGACACGAGAAACGGCGUAACUCGUCGCGAAACGACGUGGACGAACAUAAAUCGCAGCAACACGGCGGUGGCCAUGGCCACGGUCACGGUUACGCUAACCUGGUGAAUGACAGGUACGCGUCAGACGAGCGGAUAUGCCAGAGUACGUCGACCGGCAUCUGUGACGGCAGGCCCCAGAACAGCCUGACCGAAAACAGCCCGGCGUCGUAUACGACGUCGCUGAGUACGGACACGUUGUACUGGGACGAGGACCCGAUGACCGCGGCCAUCGGCUCUCACUCGUCGUCCGUCGCGUCGCGACAACACUCGGUCAAGUCGCAGUCGUCCUCGACGUAUCGGCGCGAGAACUGCGCCGUGAAACCGGUAAAAUCGUGGGACAACCUGACCACCAAGGCAUUCGGCGGUUACGGGUUCGGCUACGAGUACUUGGACCGUGAUCAGAUCGUCAACAACAACAACAACAACAACAAUAAUAACAGUGGAGGUGGUGGACAACAGCAGCACAUGGUAUACCUGCAAUUGAAGAACGUCAAAGGUGGCCAGAAACACAGUCACGGUCACCACCAUCACCAUCAUCAGCACCACAAGAACCAUCAUCACCAUCACCACCAUCAUCACAACGGCGGCGGCCGGAUGCGACACCCGACCAAGUCCACGGAAGCGCUACUUUCGCUUCCUCCGCAGUAUCCAAUAGCGGCCGUCGAGUCGUCGGCCAGCUGCGAAUACUUGGACUCGUGUUCGUCAUCGGCCGGCGGCCGUUACUUCAGUUACAUCAAGAACGACAAAGCGAGUCAGACGGAUUGCCGAAGGUACGCGGCCGCUGCGGCACAUCUGCAACCAGAAGUGACGAGACUGUGAUGGGUGUCUCUCGAAUUGUCACUUUUACUUCGUCCUGUUUUACCCGCACACUAAUUAGGUUUCUAUAUUUAUUCGCGGCGAAAACAAAACAAUGUAAUCUCUACCUGUAAUAACAUUUUUAGUAAAAACGCGCAUGUUGCAAAAUAGUUUUUUUUUAUGUAUACAUCAUAUAAUAAUAUCGUAAUCUCUUCGUAUUUAUCUCUAGUCAAUAUACAUAUGCGUUAUAAAAUAAAAAUCCCCGUGUAUCAAACAUCAUGUCUGAUUUACGACUAUUAUUAUUUUAUUAUUAUUACUAUUAUUAUUAUUGAUUAUUAUUAUUAUUGUUCUGAUACCAUAUAUAUUUAUAUCCUGCGUUGUAUACGUUAUCAAAUAUCGCAGUGGAUCGAACAGUGAGGGGUUUCAAAUGUCUAUACGUUAUAGAAUAUUUACGACGACGUUAUAUUUCCGUCGGAUAUUUAGGCACGUGUAGGUACGGGCGGCCGAUGAAAUAAUUUGUUGUUUCGUUUAGUGCUGCAUAGUAUUACGUUUUUUCUCGACGGGUUUUCUCUGCUUAUUCACGGCCUCUGGUAGAGGCUUAAAUUAUUUCAAACAGUUUUUCGUUUGAAAUAAUUUAAAUCUCAUUCACGGCAGACACAGCAGAACCUAAUUUUAAUUCCGAAAGACUGCUGAAAUAAUAUUAUGCUACCCGAAGAGUUUACCGUAUUUAUGCGUCCAUGGUUAUUUUUAAAAUCUCUUUUAGGGGAAAAGGGUGAACUCCUUACUGCCCAAUCGUACUGCUUUAUUUGAUUUAUUUUUUAUUCGCGUGUGAACGUAUUUUAGUCAUUGCUUUUAUAUAAACAUAAACAUUUGUUUUUAUUAUCAUAAUUUAUAAACCGCUCGUGUGUAUUGAUAUUUAUUUAA
Sipha flava (yellow sugarcane aphid) is the source of this 3602-nucleotide messenger RNA. RefSeq names its product filaggrin (gene ssp6). Lineage: Eukaryota; Metazoa; Arthropoda; Insecta; Hemiptera; Aphididae. Gene Ontology annotation, molecular function: protein binding. The transcript is spliced from 9 exons. The coding region runs from base 177 to 2702 and encodes 841 amino acids. The record is from RefSeq and is a predicted model, not a curated record.